GAUUCACUAAUCCAGUCACUGCGCAGAGAAAAGGAAAAAUACCCAAGCCACUAUUGGCAGGUGUAACUUCAAACCCAGGGGGACUGUUCGAAUCAGGUUCUUUUCUGAUGCCUCCCUCUCGUCACGAGUCGGGAGAGAUGUUGCUGUUGGAGAAGCAAGGGCGCACCUCGCAGCAGCAACGCAUGCAAGAGAACACAGAAAAUAACCGUACCCAACCUGUUUUGGACAGUCCCGCCAACCACUGCCCAGCCCCGAGCUCCUUACCAAGGCCCCCCAGGUCCUCCCACCGAUCCGGUCUUCCCAGGCGAAUGGGAGACUACAAUCGUCUUCCAGAUAACGAGAUCCCCCAACCCAUCUUUCACUCAGGUCCUGGACAUAUCCCAAAAUUGGCUUUCUCUUCCUUAUUUCAGCGGGGUCUUUGCUGUUUUCCAGGAUUCACUAAUCCAGUCACUGCGCAGAGAAAAGGAAAAAUACCCAAGCCACUAUUGGCAGGUGUAACUUCAAACCCAGGGGGACUGUUCGAAUCAGGUUCUUUUCUGAUGCCUCCCUCUCGUCACGAGUCGGGAGAGAUGUUGCUGUUGGAGAAGCAAGGGCGCACCUCGCAGCAGCAACGCAUGCAAGAGAACACAGAAAAUAACCGUACCCAACCUGUUUUGGACAGUCCCGCCAACCACUGCCCAGCCCCGAGCUCCUUACCAAGGCCCCCCAGGUCCUCCCACCGAUCCGGUCUUCCCAGGCGAAUGGGAGACUACAAUCGUCUUCCAGAUAACGAGAUCCCCCGCAAAAAGUCAGACGGAGGGGAGUCGUUAAGCUCGAAUACUAGCAGCAGAAGAGCCUCCCCUGCCAGGUCGCUCAUACCCCCUCCGAGAAAGCUGGGAGAAUACGGCAGGUUAUCCGAAAGUGGCGGUUCGAGUGCCUCGUUACGUAAGCCGUCUACUAGGGUACGCAGUGGAAGCUCCGGUGGCGAAAGAGACUCAGCUUCAACUCUUAGUGAUAACUCGGCCAGCUCUCUACCUCCUCCCUCGAAAGUACGUCUCUACGGAAGCAACUCGUUGAAGAGGGGCUCCUCUCUAGGAAGGGAUAGUAAGUCUUCCACAGAUUCGAAUACGAGCAAAUAUCGAAUUCAGUUUUAAGGCAGUAAGCAAACGUUUUGUUUGUUUUUCUAGAUCGCAGACGACAAUAUUGACGCAAUAACAGCCUUAUUUAACAAAUAGGUUAGAUUUAAUUGUUACGUUUUAAUACUUAA
Molecule: messenger RNA, 1246 nt
Organism: Anoplophora glabripennis (Asian longhorned beetle)
Lineage: Eukaryota; Metazoa; Arthropoda; Insecta; Coleoptera; Cerambycidae
Exons: 2
Source: RefSeq, a predicted model, not a curated record